AUGAGGUUCCAUCUAUCGCCCUUCCCAAGAGACCCCGCUGAACUCCAAGUCAAGGCAGCCAAGGUGAUCUGCACCGUGGUCUCCCCGCAGCUCAUGUCAAGCCUUCACCAGCUGGACAUAGACGACCAGUAUGAAAAUGGCAAACUCAGUGGUGUAGUCUUCUCUGAAGUCCUGUCUACUUCCCGUGCAAUCCAGCUCGUGGAGAUCGCGAGCGCAAAACUGUUGAAACCCUGCCUUGUUCAGGACUGUGACGCUAUAGUCACGAACCGGGUGGAUGUGAAGCAUCUACGUCCGUCAGUCACGGGAACAAGGCUCGUCACUGUAGUGACGUAUGUUGCUACUAGGGACUCGUUUGACAGGGUCGAGGGUGUGAUUUCUGAUAGUGCUGGGCUGUGUAUUGCGAUGGUAGAUGCGUGGUUUUCUCUUGUGUGCAAAAUUAAUGUUGAGAGUGAUGCUAUUCUGAGUCUAGAAAACCUUGUGGACGUGAGAAAUGCCUUAAUGCAAGUAAAGGCAGCUUGGAAUACCUCUCUUGCUAAUCGCCACUCUGAUUUAAUGGGCGGGAACGGAGAUUUACAAGUUCGACAUCAAAUAGCAUGCGAGCGCAGCAAGGUAGGAAGAUAUGAUUUUCUUUCAGGGUUUGAGCAUUGUAUUCAACAUGGAUCAGACGGUCUUGCUAUGCUAUGGCUCACGAAGGGCCGAGCGGUGCUUGAGACUGAGGAUUUAUCGAGUGGCCUGCAGUUAGCGGCAAAGCACCGCGGCCUAUCUGUCGUUAAGUUACUCCUGGAUAACGGGGCAGACGUCAAUUACCGGGCGAAGUCGUUGAUUAAGACGGCACUGCACGAGGCUGUGCACAGGGAAUGCCUUGAAAUCGUCCAAUUAUUGCUAGAUCGAGGAGCGUCCCCUAGCCUUAGGUAUUCGUCAAACGAUGAUUCACCGUUGCAUACGGCGGCGGCGAUGUGCAAUACGGACCUGUGCGCUGCGCUUCUGAAAGCCGGGGCAGAUAUCAACGACUCAAAUGAGCAUGGGUGGACUCCGCUCAUGCUCGCUAUACGCAGUGGCAAAAACACCUUGCGACUCCUGGUCGAAAGUGGAGCUAAUGUCAAUCAAACUGACGAUGAAGGGUGGACGAGCCUGCACUUUGCAGUGGAUUAUGGGGGGCCUGGUCUGUUGAAAUACCUGCUGAAGCAUGGUGCCGACUCGACCGUCCAAAACACCCGAGGAGAUACCCCGUUACGGCUUGCUGCGAGGUUGGGUAGAUUUGACAUCGCUCGAGAGCUUUUGAAGUGCGGAGUUGAUCCGUCUCUUGGACCUGGCUGUUGUACAGCUCUGGAAUGGGUACAGGGAGAGAAAUUACCGACUUGUCUUGCCGAACCCGCUCGGUUGUUACGACCAUAA
Messenger RNA from Aspergillus pseudoviridinutans, 1395 nucleotides. RefSeq names its product ankyrin-2. NCBI's taxonomy places the organism in Eukaryota, Fungi, Ascomycota, Eurotiomycetes, Eurotiales, Aspergillaceae. Gene Ontology annotation, cellular component: cytoplasm. Bases 1 to 1395 code for a protein of 464 amino acids. The record is from RefSeq and is a predicted model, not a curated record. The transcript has a single exon. Gene Ontology annotation, molecular function: protein binding.